Molecule: messenger RNA, 2727 nt
Organism: Nerophis lumbriciformis (worm pipefish)
Lineage: Eukaryota; Metazoa; Chordata; Actinopteri; Syngnathiformes; Syngnathidae
Source: RefSeq, a predicted model, not a curated record
AUGUUAAAAGAAGCGUGGCUUCUGGUCCUCAGUCUGCAACCCCUCGCCUUCGCUCCGCCUUCAGCCGAGCGACUCCUCGUCACCAGCCUGAAGCAAGCCCAGCCGUGCACUCGCAGUACCCGGUCUCACCACCAGGGUUCCUCCCCGGGCGCUCCUUGGCGAGCAUCCCAAUGCAUGCACCUCAGCCCGCCUCGCUUCCUCUCAUUAGGCCGCGCCACGUAUUCCUGGAAGAGAGCACGCCAACAUGGAGGCAGGAAGGAGCGGGCGGCGAAUUCGAUAGUUGACGUCGCUCCUACAGAGAAGCAGUUCCACAGAGAUCAACUCCAAGCGCGGCGCUCGAGCGUCCAUCUCCGGGGAGUGGGUUGCCAUGGAGACGUGAGGGGAGAGUCAGCAGAGACAUUCCACUCGCCUCCUCUCUGGGAUCCUGUCCAGCAUCCCACCAUCUUCUCAGCUGCUCAGCUCAGCUUGGACCAGCCUGGUGAGGCUGCAGGUUGUGGGCAGAAGAAAACAUUUGAAGUAUUUGAUGUCGGCAGGAACAAGUCUGGACAAAGUUUCUCUGAGGAUCUUUGGACCUGGCUGGUCCUUUGGGUCCUGCAGCCUGGGAGCAGGUGGGACAUGCCCCCCCCCCCUAACCCCCCUAACCCCCCCACCACCAACUGGGACUCCCUCAGCUCAUCAGCAGCAGCACACCUGGAAGCAAAGCUGCAGCAGGAAAUGUCUCCGCAAAUAGAAAGGAGAGCGCGAGCCAGCGGCGGCCGAGGAACUGUCAAAAGUUUACAAGUGGAGAAGAAUGUCAAUGACAGGGAGCGACGGAGCGCGUCAUUCCUAAACACGCUGCAGGGUCACGCCCGGCAGAACCUUCUAGAACCUUCUGCUUCCACCCCAGCGGCCGGCGCCUCCCAGGCGGAUCUGCACGUGACGGGACGCCCCCGGCUCGCACAUUUGUGCCUGGAGAGAAUCCGGUCUCGGAUGUCUACAGACCAUUCCUUGGACUUCAUUCUUGGUUUCACUGUCAGGUGUGGACCUUUUACACAGACAGGUGCGAGUGUUAAAACGGAUCUUCCCAAGAUUUGUGCCUGGAGACAAUCCUGUUUCUUAAGUCUACAGACCAUUCCUUGGACUUCAUUCUUGGUUUCACUGUCAGGUGUGGACCUUCUACAUAGACAGGUGUGUGUGCCUUUAACAACCAUAUGCAGCCAGCCAACUGAAUUUAGCACAGGUGGACUCCAACGAAGCUGUAGGAACAUCUCAAGGAUGAUCAGUUGAAACAGGAUGCACCUGAGACCACUUUGGCAAAGGAUGUCAAGACUUUAUGUCCAUGUGAGUUCUUACUUUUUUAUUUCUAAUACAUUUGCAAAACAAACAAACAAAAAAAACACAUUGCCAUUAUAAAAAAUAAUGUAUUCCAUUUUGGAAAAAGGCUGUAACACUACAUGUGAUUUCUAAGUGGUUUUUAUUAUCUUUUAUAAAUUAGCAUACCUUUCUUAAAAAAAAAACAUUUUCACAAUGUCAUUAUGGGGUAUUGUGUGGAGAAUUUUGAGGGCAAAAAUGAAUUGAAUCCAUUUUGGAAAAAGGCCUUUAAACACUACAUGUGACUUGUAAGUUUUUUAUAUUUAAUACAUUAGCAAAAGUUUCUUAAAAAAACAUGUUCACCCUGUCAUUAUGGGGUAUUAUGUGUAGAAUUUUGAGGACAAAAAUUAAUUUAAUCCAUUUGGAAAAAAAGGCUGUAACAAUCCAUGUGAUUUAUUAUUUGUUUGUUUUUAAAUAUAUUAGCUACAAUUUUUAAAAAUAAAACAUUUUCACACUGUCAUUAUGGGGUAUUGUGUGUAGAAUUUUGAGGACAAAAAUGAAUGUAUUACAUUUUGGAAUAAGACUAACACUACAUGUGAUUUGUAGGUUUUUUAUAUUUUUUAUAAAUUAGCAAAAGUUUAUUUAAAAAAACAUGGUCACACUGUCAUUAUGGGGUAUUGUGUGAGCAUUUUGAGGACAAAAAUUAAUUUAUUACAUUUGGGGGGAAAAGGCUGCAACACUACAUAUAAUUUCAUAUUUUUUUAUGUUUAAUAAAUGAGCAAAAAUGUCUUAAAAAUGUUUUUCCACACUGUCAUUAUGGGGUAUUGUGUGUAGAAUUUUGAGGACAAAAAUGCAUUUCAUCCAUUUUGGAAAAAGGAUGUAGCCGUAAAUGUGAUUUCUAAGUUGUUGUUUUUUUAAUUUGUAAUAGAUUAGCAAAAAUUUCUAAAAACAAAUCACACUGUAAUAAUGGGGUGUUGUGUGUAGAAUUUUGAGGACAAAAAUGAAGGUAUUCCAUUUUGGGAAAAGGCUGUAAAACUACAUGUGAUUUCUAAGUUUUUUAUUUUUAAUAGAUUAGCAAACACUUCUAAAAAUAAAUAAAUAAAUAAACCACACUGUCAUUAUGGGGUGUUGUGUGUAGAAUUUUGAGGACAAAAAUGUAUUGCAUUUUGGAAAUAGGCCGUAACACUACAUGUGGUUUCUUAUUUUUUUUAUUUUUAAUACAUUAGCAAAAAUUUCUAGAAAAAAAUAAUUAAAAAAAUCACACUGUCAUUAUGGGGUAUUGUGUGUAGAAUUUUGAGGACAAAAAAAAAAAUUUAUUCCAUUUUGGGAAAAGGCUGUAACGCUAUACGUGAUUUCUAAGUUUUAAUUUUUUUAUAUAUUUUUUUAUAAAUGAGCAAAAAUGUCUAAGAAAAACAAAAAAACUUUCACACUGUUAUU